Molecule: messenger RNA, 951 nt
Organism: Elephantulus edwardii (Cape elephant shrew)
Lineage: Eukaryota; Metazoa; Chordata; Mammalia; Macroscelidea; Macroscelididae
Product: olfactory receptor 2T33-like
Exons: 1
Coding region: 1-951 (316 amino acids)
Biological process (GO): G protein-coupled receptor signaling pathway
Cellular component (GO): membrane
Molecular function (GO): G protein-coupled receptor activity; olfactory receptor activity
Source: RefSeq, a predicted model, not a curated record
AUGGAGAAGAAAAAUUUCACCUCAGAUUUUAUUCUCCUGGGACUCUUUAAGCGCACCAGGUCUCAUAUCUUCCUGUUCGCUGUAAUAUUGACCAUAGCCAUUGCUUCCCUAAUGGGCAAUGCCCUCAUGAUUCUUCUGAUUCACAAGGACCACCGGCUCCACACACCUAUGUAUGUUCUACUGAGCCAACUCUCCUUCAUGGACAUGAUGCUGGUUCUCACAGUUGUGCCCAAAAUGGCAUCUGGCUUCUUGACAGGCAAGAAGUCCAUCUCCCCUGCAGGAUGUGGGUUACAAAUAUUUGACCCAAUCACCGUGGAUGUUGGAGAGUGUUUCCUCCUGGCAGUUAUGUCUUAUGAUCGCUAUGUGGCUGUGUGUCACCCACUGCGUUAUCCCAUCCUCAUGAACUGGCAACUAUGUUUGCAAAUGACUAUGGCUUCUUGGUCCCUGGGGGCAGCUGAUGGUCUCCUGCAGGCAGUUGCUACUCUGAGCUUUCCUUUCUGCAGUGCACACGAGAUCAAUAAUUUCUUUUGUGAUGCCCCCAUGCUGAUGCGUUUGGCUUGUGCUGACACUACCCUUUUUGAAAAUGCCAUGUACGUCUGCUGUGUGUUAAUGCUCCUUAUACCUCUCUCCCUUAUUCUGACUUCUUACAGUCUCAUUCUAGCUGUGGUUCUCCACAUGCAGUCUACAGAAGCCCGUAAGAAGGCCUUUGCUACAUGCUCCUCACACUUGGCUGUGGUGGGAUUCUUUUAUGGGGCUGCCAUUUUUAUCUAUAUGAGACCCAAAUCCUACAGAUUGGCUAAUUAUGAGAAAGUCGUUUCAACUUUCUGUACUAUUUUCACCCCUAUACUGAACCCACUAAUCUACAGUCUUAGGAACAAUGAGGUAAAAGGAGCCUUGAAAAAGUGGCUUGAGAAAGACUUAAAAUUUAAAACAGACUUAAAAUUUCAGUGA